Messenger RNA from Chenopodium quinoa (quinoa), 591 nucleotides. RefSeq names its product psbP domain-containing protein 7, chloroplastic-like. The record is from RefSeq and is a predicted model, not a curated record. The transcript has 3 exons. Bases 1 to 591 code for a protein of 196 amino acids. NCBI's taxonomy places the organism in Eukaryota, Viridiplantae, Streptophyta, Magnoliopsida, Caryophyllales, Amaranthaceae.
AUGGCAUUACAGCAACCUUACCAUUACCUUACAAUACCAUCCAACCGGAACCGAAUAUAUCUUACUCAAUCAUCCGGUGACAAGAAAGGGAGGGGCACCCAGUAUUCACCUGCCGAGCAAUUUGCACCACUUACAUCGACAUUUCAACAACAGCUUGUGAUAGGCAUUGGGUCAGCCUCUUUUGUAGCUAUUGGUGCUAAUUUCGGGGGGAUCACAAGCUUCCUCUUCGGACUUUCUCCGGAUACAGGGCGUAAUCUCAAGCUAGAUGUUCUUUAUCCAAUAGGAGGAUAUAGUCGCUGCAUUCAGCCAGAUGAAGGAUUUACUACAUGGGUGGCGGACCAAACAUUAUUCUAUCGAGCAGCAGAACGGGCAGAACAGGAGAGCUCACUCGAUCCCCCUCCACUCAAUUCUGAUAAACGUAGCAAAAGGAAUGUGAAUGAAUCAGUCAUCGCCUUUGGUCCUCCUGGCUCGGCUGGUGAGUUUAACGUCAGCGUCAUUGUUUCAUCAGUCUCUCCAGAUUUAAGAUGUGAAGGCUACAUUGCUGAGAUCAAACCUGAGAGGCGAUUCUCUGAGAAACGUAAAUUAUUAUGA